AUGAAGUUAUUCUCCGUUGUCGUUGCCGUGUUAGCGCCCCUGGUCGCUGCAGGGGACUUUAGCAAGAGUUGCACGGACGAACACAUCGACCCCGCAACCGAGGUUUUGACGGCGAACUGCAACGCCGGUGACGGCAAGGGCACGAUUGACUCAGCUUCUCUUGACCUCAACGCCUGCUUCACGUACACGGGCACCAAGAUCCAGUACAGUAGCAAGGGCAACUUUGGUGAUGCCUGCAACGACUGCUACGUCUACCGCAUCCUGGACCCGGUCAACGGGCCGAUCUUCGGCACCACCCGAGUCUGGCUAAACUGCACUUGCAACGGCUCCGAGAGUUCAAUCAAUCUUGAUCUUACGCCGGUGUCCAACAAGUUUGGAACGCUCAGCUGCACUUCUUGA
Colletotrichum orchidophilum is the source of this 399-nucleotide messenger RNA. RefSeq names its product CVNH domain-containing protein. The record is from RefSeq and is a predicted model, not a curated record. The transcript is spliced from 3 exons. NCBI's taxonomy places the organism in Eukaryota, Fungi, Ascomycota, Sordariomycetes, Glomerellales, Glomerellaceae. The coding region runs from base 1 to 399 and encodes 132 amino acids.